AUGGGAUGCCUUCGACAAGUUCCAGCUUGGCAACAAGGUGUUCCUCGUCGUGGAUCUUUUGUGACCCAGUUGUACUUGCUCGAUCAUAUCGGCGAGACAAUGACCGCACAAGAGAAAGAAGAAGCAGCCCUCAACUCCAAGAAACCGAGCCACACUUCUUCCAAGCCUGACCAUCCAGCAUAUCGACCCGAUGGAAGACAUGCUAGUGAAAACGAGAGUGGUAAGGACGACGGCGGUGAUCCGAGAAAUGAGCUCGUUGCAAAAAUUGAAGCGAUUCUUCGCUAUUUCUUUGUUUGCUUAUGGAGUGCUUUAUCUAUUCAGAUCCACAAAAUUAUUGUUUUCCCUGAAAAAGAUGUCGCGUAUAUAUACACAUAUGCUGGAUCCAAGACGGCCUCAGGAGAGCCAAUGGCGUCCAUCUACCGCAUGGGUAUCCCAAGUGUUUCACGGUUUGAAGCAGAGGUUCGUGCUGCUGAAAACGCGUCAAAUAUUACAAAGGGUAAAUAUACUGUCAUCGACCCACAUAGUCCAGAAGGAAAGAAGCAGUUGAAAAUCAAAUUCAAGGAUGUUGCUGGGUGCUUCGAAGCUAAACAAGAGAUCAGCGAAUUUGUCGACUACCUCAAAAAUCCCAAUAAAUACACCAAAUUGGGUGCAAAGCUGCCACGUGGAGCACUUCUAACUGGUCCUCCAGGUUGCGGAAAGACACUCAUCGCAAAAGCGCUAGCUGCCGAAUCAACUGCACCGUUCAUCUCCAUGAAUGGUUCAGAAUUUGUUGAAGUUAUCGGUGGCCUUGGUGCAUCCCGUAUUCGUGGACUUUUCAAAGAAGCACGCUCGAGAGCCCCAUGCAUCAUCUACAUUGACGAGAUCGACGCUAUUGGCAAGAAGAGAAGCGAAUCAAAAGGAGGAUUCGGUGGUGGAUCCAACGAAGAGGAGCAGACUCUGAAUCAGCUAUUAGUUGAAAUGGAUGGUAUGGGGAGUGGACAGGGCAUUGUGGUCUUAGCUAGUACGAACCGCCCAGAUAUUCUUGAUAAAGCUUUACUUCGUCCCGGGCGAUUCGAUCGUCAUAUCAACAUCGAUCUACCUACAGUGAUCGAGCGAAAAGAGAUGUUUGAUCUCUAUCUCAAGAAAAUCAAACUCGAUCAUCCAUUCAGCAAAUACUCCCAACGUCUCUCUCAAAUGACCCCAGGUUUCACAGGUAUUCUGCAGAAUUGUGUCAGUAAUGAUUGCCUUAGAGGAACGAUGACUCUUCCAAUUGUAGGUGCUGAUAUCUCUAAUGUGGUUAAUGAAGCUGCUAUUCGAGCUGCAUCCACUGGAAAGCAUAUUGUCACAGUGAAUGAGUUAGAGUAUGCAUUGGACCGAAUUUUAGCAGGAGCGGAAAAGCGAUCCCGAUCUCUUGUUGAAGAGGAGCGCGAGGUAGUUGCUUAUCACGAGGCUGGUCAUGCGCUUGUGGGGUGGUUGUUAGAACACACAGAUGCUCUUCUAAAGGUGACAAUUAUUCCUCGCACGUCUGCAGCUCUUGGUUUCGCACAGUACAGCCCUAAGGAAAAGAAACUGUUCACCAAAGAAGAGCUGUUCGAUCGAAUGUGUAUGAUGCUUGGUGGUCGAGCCGCUGAAAACAUUAAAUUCGGUAGAAUAACCACGGGAGCUGAAGAUGAUCUCAAGAAGGUGACGAAAUCGGCGUAUGCACAAGUGAAAGUGUAUGGAAUGAAUAAUGUUGUGGGUACGUUGUCGUUCCCAAACGAUGACGAUUUCCAAAUCAAACCAUUCAGUAAGAAGUUUGGGCACGUUAUGGAUCAGGAGGCGUCAAGUUUGGUUGGGCAAGCGUACCGCAGGACCGAAAGUCUCUUACGGAAAAAUGCGGACAAGCUAGAGAAGAUCGCGCAGGAGCUAUUAAAACGGGAAGUGCUCAAUUAUGAUGAUGUCAGGAAUCUCAUUGGAACACCGCCUCAUGGCGAGAAGCACGUUGUCGAGCUGGUUCGACAACAUUCUGCCAAAAGACGGAGCAUAACUCCAGUAUAUAUGGGAUAG
This is a messenger RNA of Ostertagia ostertagi, 2025 nucleotides long. The record is from the annotation of a GenBank genome assembly. Lineage: Eukaryota; Metazoa; Nematoda; Chromadorea; Rhabditida; Trichostrongylidae.